This is a messenger RNA of Ictalurus punctatus (channel catfish), 1646 nucleotides long. It is a transcript of the gene gng13b, whose product is annotated as guanine nucleotide binding protein (G protein), gamma 13b. The coding region runs from base 270 to 473 and encodes 67 amino acids. Gene Ontology annotation, biological process: phospholipase C-activating G protein-coupled receptor signaling pathway; sensory perception of taste. The transcript has 3 exons. The record is from RefSeq and is a predicted model, not a curated record. Gene Ontology annotation, cellular component: heterotrimeric G-protein complex. Lineage: Eukaryota; Metazoa; Chordata; Actinopteri; Siluriformes; Ictaluridae. Gene Ontology annotation, molecular function: G-protein beta-subunit binding.
CGGUCUGUAAGCUCUUUUUCUCUCUGUGCUCAUCUCCACUUCCAGCAUCCUUUCUGCUCUCCUGCAGCUCCACAUCACUGGGGAUUAGCGAGUCCAGACUGCAUCCUGCUCCCCUUUAUUCUGCGCUUUUAGUGUCUUAAAGGAUCUACAGGAUUUUGGAGCAUUACAAUUGUGUGCACUUGGAUUUACAUCUACCUCGCGUCCUUUACUGAAAACAGCAGCCACACUUUCAGCCAAAGGUUUGGUGUGAUUGAACUGAAACCACAGCCAUGGAUGAAAUGGAUGUGCCGCAGCUGAAGAAAGAGGUAGAGAGCCUCAAGUACCAGCUGGCGUUUAAAAGGGAGAAAUCAUCCAAGACAGUCACAGACUUGGUGAAGUGGAUUGAGGACGGUGUACCCACCGACCCAUUUCUCAACCCUGAGCUGAUGAAGAAUAACCCGUGGGUGGAAAAGGGCAAGUGUGUGAUCAUUUAGGAUGGAAACAACGGAACAGCACAGAUCUGAAUGUCCACACACGCGCACACACACACACACACGCACACACACACACACACUUAAAUACACCGAGGCAUUAGCACCGUACAGUCACUUGCAAGAUCUGAAACUAUGCCACGCAUUACUAUAUUAUAUUCAUAAAGGUCAAUAUGUUAUUUAAAAACUCCCUAUUAAUAUUAUAUUCAUAGAAAAAGAAUGCAGUCUAUUUAUAUGCACUUAGUUAUUUUAGUCUGUUACAUAUUAGUUUGCUUGCGCUUUUUUUUAACUCAAGUUUUAGUGUCUCACUGCCAGACCAUAAGUGACAGAUUAAUGCCUGCAAAUAGACGAGAGAAGAUUUACCAACCUGAAAUGUAUAAAUCUGGACACUUUGUCUCUUUUCCUCUGCAGCGUGUUAAUUUGUCCAUCACGACAGUGCACCGUUUAGACAGAAACCACAGAAACAUGUUCACAUUCAGCACCGUUUUGCUGAGUCUUUAUGAUUAAUUAAUUUAUGAUCUAUUUAUUUAUUUAUGUUUUUUUUUAAUUAACUGUUGCAGCUCUGAAGGACUUGAUAUUUUAAUAUUUAGGUCUGAGGUUCCGAGUUACACUACCGAGAACAGUUUGUUUUUUUUUUCUUUCUCUUCACUGAUAAACUGAUUAUGAUGUUCUCCGUAGUUGAUGCUUAGUGUAACAGAAUCCAUUUAUUUAUUUCUACACUCUAUUAUUUAACACUGCGAUGAAUCCAGUGUUUGGCUGCUAAGAAAUCUUCAUUUGAUAUUUCAUUUACAUGAUCUGUUUUUACAAACCCAUCAGAUGUUGCUAUGACUGACAAACAAUUCUGGCGAAAAACGACCAAAAAAUUGGGGGCUUCUUCCUGUAACGUACUUCUACACAUCUACUAAGAACGCAUAAGAAGGCAUAAAGAUAUUUCAAGAAAAUUAUGUAGAAAUGAUUUAUUAACAUUCUAAUCUUGCUUUUUGCAAAUCAUGUUGGGUAAAUGCGGGCCAGUUUAACAAACACGACUCCAAAAGAGACCGUAGCCUCUUUGUAUAAAGGUGGGUAAAGAUAGACAGUUUUCUUGGUCAUUUUGAUUCUUUUUUUUUUAUAUUUUAUUUAUCACACGUUAAAUUUAAAUGCAAAUUAAACCAAUAAAUAAUAGUUGUUUUUAGACAA